This is a messenger RNA of Rotaria sp. Silwood1, 2980 nucleotides long. The record is from the annotation of a GenBank genome assembly. NCBI's taxonomy places the organism in Eukaryota, Metazoa, Rotifera, Eurotatoria, Philodinida, Philodinidae.
AUGUUCAAGAAAGAUAAACGUCCAGCAGACAAUACGUCUACAUUAUAUAAUGGAAUUUCGAGUCCAUUAGCAGAACGAAAAGAAAAGACACCGUCACCUAUAUCAUCAAAUUUGGAAGGAACAAAUAAAGUAGUGGCUUCUGCAUCGUCGCAGUCAACAACAGAACCAGUAUCAUGGGAUACAUUAGAUCUAUUUGCUGUCUUUGAUGUGUCCGAAAAUGCUGCUACGACUGCAAAAUCGUCAACUAUAACACGGCAAUCAAAACCAGUUGUUUCUUCUUCAACACUGCAACCAUCUGCACUACAAGCGCCAUAUAAACGAGGGACGCAAUCAGCAUCUACAACAGCAGAUCAAAUUCAAGCUGAUAAAAUGGAAGUAAUACAUAUUAUUGCAAACUAUGCGGUGGAACCUCUCGAAAUGUUGCAUCUUGUUGAUCGUUGGUUUCAGCAACUUCUCGAUGAAUUUUUGAAACAAUGUGAUCAUUUUAAACAUCGAUUAGGUGAAAAAUGGCAAAAUCAAGAAUUAACAAAUAUUAAAUAUGAUGAUAACAGUGAUCGAAUUCGUAAAAUUAAUAAUAUAUACAAGGAACUAGAAAGAGCACGUGAUACUAUACUCUCACGUGAAUCAUUUGAUGAAUUGAAUAAUUAUUUACGAACAGUUGAUGAUACUACAAGAGAUGAAAUAAAAGAAAAAUUUAAUUUAUUACUUCAAGAUUAUGUUCGAAUUUUACAAUGUUUACAGUUCGUUGAUAGAGAAAUCAAAAGUGGUAGUACAGAUAGUAAUAUCAAUGAUAUAAAGAAGAAUUUAUUGAAAUUAAAAGAAUUAAAUAACAAACAAUCACAUACAAUUUGUAUUGUUGGUUUAGAAAAAGCUGGUAAAUCAACAUUUAUUAAUGCACUUCUUGGUUAUGAACUUUUACCAACAGCAAGUGAACGAUGCACACAAAUACGUACCGUUCUCAAACCAACAUUUGAGGAUGAUGGUCAGCAAUUGUUUGCAACUGUCAAGUUCUAUGAUGAUCAAGAAUUUCGUGUAUUUUUCGAUAAAAUGACAAAGAAAACAGAUGAAAAUCAACAACAAUUUGAUCAACGUAAAGGAAAAGUGAUGGAAGAACGAGAAAUUAUAAAAGGAAAAUUUCCUGAAGAACAUUUCUAUAUUACUGGUCGAAUUGAUGAAAAUAGACAACGUGCGGGUAUUAUUGAUCAAUUACACAAAUAUAUAACAGGAGAAGUAUAUGUUAAUAUUAUUAAAGAAAUUGCAAUUUACACAGACAGACUACCAGGUAUGUAUUCAAAAAGAAGAAUGAAUUGAAAAUCAUCAAACCAGUCGGCUAUAAUUAGAGAUCGACAUGACCCAAAAAAUGAUAGUUACAUCAGUGUUUAGUUAUAACCAAUAUUUAUAUUUUAGAUUGUUUCGCUUCUGAAGUCUGUAUAAUUUGGAUCUCAUAAAAUUUCAUUCUUAAAUAAUUAAAACAAGAAAGCAAACUAAGCUGUAUGCGUUUUGAUAGUGGCGGAGCCAGAAAAAAAAUUCUGAGGAGAGGAUCGAAGGUUUCUCGAUGCGACUGAAGCCUAUCAGUCUUUCGUUGGUUUCGUCACUAUGUUUUGAAAAAUAUUUCUUUUAACUUUAAAGUAAGUUCCUGUGUACAUUUAUCAUGUUUGAUAGUUAAUUCAAUUUUAUCAAUCUAGUAGUGCGCAAUAUCAAAUUAGUUUUUUAAUAUAAUGAUCAGAAUAGUCCUACAGAAACAUUGUGAGCUUAGAGACAAGCAGUUGAUAUAAAACAAGAACAGGAAACAUGAGAACAGCAAAGGAAAGUAAAUGAAAAAGAAGAAUGAAAGACAAACUAGAUACAGUAACUACGGACUUUACAGAUCCAUGUUUUUGUGGAUCCGACCAAGCUCGGGUCUGAAGAAUCCAGCAGGUUCCGAAUAGCCGCAUUCCUAUUCAUAUCAUUAAUCAGUUUGUUUUUCUAUUUUGCUACAAAAACUCGUGUCUAAGAAAUGUCUAUCACAACAAACAAUUUACCAUAACAGAUUAAAUAAUGAGUAAAGAAGAAUGGAAUGAUACAAAUAGGGAUGUACUUUCAACCAUUACCGCCACGAGUGGCUUAGCCAGUGAACGCGUGAGAAACCCACGGUGAGGACCGCUGUUCAUCAUCGCAGAUUCUUCAUGUGCUUACCGGUUUCACUGUUAGUCUCACAGUUGCAUCCCUAGAUGCGGAUGAGCACACAGCAGAUAUUCUGACACUGUCUGUAUGUACAGAAAAAUCUUGAAAAUGUCUUGUAGAACUCUCCUAAUAAUUCAAUAUCGUGUAUUGUACAUGAAAUGAAUGCUCCUUUCUAGAGAUGUUGAUUAUUCAUGUAAAUUCAAUUUUUGAAACCAAUCUUUCAUAAGCGACUAAUUUUUGAACACACGAUAUCUUGAGAAAGCAACACUUGCUUCAGAUAAAAUUUUCAGAAUAUUCUACGAAUGAUUAGAUCUAUCUUUGAGGAAAAUUUCAUUUUCUUAUGGACAUAUAAGAAUAGAUCGAAAAUUCAGUAAAAAAGUUAUUACUCUUGGCAAUUGGCUAUGGGCACGAAUUCUUCUAGGAUUUUCUCCUUCUCAUUGAGUCCUAUUCAUAGCCAAAACAUUGAGUCGAACGGCGCGUCCGACUGUUGAUAAUGUUCUCUAGUAAGCCAAUAGAUGAGAUAUUUAAAGGAGGUACACUCUUUGAUGAGAUAAAUACUGCAGAUUAGGGUUUUUCAUCUGCGGUGACCGUUUAGUCCAUCAUUAGUUUACUCAUUACUUUCGUUAACACUUCGUCUGCUCGAAAGCACAUUGAUGUUAUUCGCCAUGUUAAAGUAGAUAUAAUAGUACAGAGUCAAUGAUAAGAAAACAUCACAUUAUAAGUAAUAAAAUUAAUUUUGUUUCUACUUUUUCUGUAUUUAUAACAGGUAAGAAUUAUGAACUUCUCGACGUUCCUGGUUUUGAUUCUCCUAUCAAAG